AUGACGUUCCACACCAUCUUCUCAUCAAAAUUUCUGAUUCUACUUCUAAUCAACCUCUCAACGCCUUCAAUCGAAUCUACUGCAGCCGGUUACCGUCAAACUAGCCAUAAUCGAUGUUACAGUUGUAUGUCGGAAAUGUACGAGGGCUUUUUGAAUAAUGGAAUGGAAAGGUACUUCAAUCGUCCUCGAAACUUUAGUUCACAAUGUGAUGGGGAAAUGGAUGUGACGAAUAUGCACACGGUUCCAUGUAGGACAAUUUGUCUGACGAUUCAGCAGGAUUUGGUUGUGAUGGGCCAACCUACUGGACACCGUCUCUACAUGAGAGGCUGUGCAUUGACGAUAGCUAGAAGAGGACUAAAUAAUCACACGCUAAGCAUGUUUGAUAGAUAUGAUAUAUGCAGGGACAUGUCAGCAUCUGACCUUUUCCGCCACGAACAAGCCGACUCUCAACGUAUUCGGGUAUGCAGUUGUCUCGGCGAUCGGUGCAAUUCAGCCAUCUCCACGAGCAACGGACAAUCGCUUUCGAUUCUAGCCAUUCUAGUUCUUUUCUCUUCAUUUCUUUUUAUCUAA
This is a messenger RNA of Caenorhabditis briggsae, 570 nucleotides long. RefSeq names its product Protein CBR-HOT-3 (gene Cbr-hot-3). Gene Ontology annotation, cellular component: axon; extrinsic component of plasma membrane; neuronal cell body. The transcript has 4 exons. Gene Ontology annotation, biological process: response to odorant; olfactory behavior. The record is from RefSeq and is a predicted model, not a curated record. Bases 1 to 570 code for a protein of 189 amino acids. Lineage: Eukaryota; Metazoa; Nematoda; Chromadorea; Rhabditida; Rhabditidae.